Molecule: messenger RNA, 1143 nt
Organism: Melampsora larici-populina 98AG31
Lineage: Eukaryota; Fungi; Basidiomycota; Pucciniomycetes; Pucciniales; Melampsoraceae
Exons: 2
Coding region: 1-1143 (380 amino acids)
Biological process (GO): protein import into peroxisome matrix
Cellular component (GO): peroxisomal membrane
Molecular function (GO): zinc ion binding
Source: RefSeq, a predicted model, not a curated record
AUGAUGAACUUCAAUCGAGUCAAUCAAAUUCAUUCAAGUUUACUAGACCAGGAACUUUGGGAAACAUUAAUUCCAUCAAUUCAUCAAAUCACUCAAUCAAUCUCACUCGAUCGAUACAAUUUAGAAUUCAUUACAUUCUUAAAGUUUUAUUGGAUUUCAACUUCUCUUAAACACCAUCAAACGACUUUCGGUUCAAAACUUUCAAACUUGAAAUUCAAUCCAUCAUCAUCCAAUCAUCAUACUCAAUACAAAUCAACAAAUCAAAGCCUUGGUUCACAUCAACUUUCAAUCUAUAUCAUCUUAAAGAUCUUACCUUCUUAUUUAAAUUCAAGAUUACGUGAUUAUAUGUUAUCAUCCUCAUGGUCAGAUUAUACAUCAACACCAAACUUAUCUUCAUUAUUUUCAUCAUCAACUCAUCCUUCAAUUCGGAAAAAAUAUUGGUUUAGAUUCAUUUGGGAUACUUAUAAUCUUUUAGAUCAAAUCGAUUCAAGUGCAAAAUUCAUUAAUUUUUCAAUCUUCUUAUAUAAUGGUCAAUAUAGAUCUUUGAUGGAAAGAUUACUUAAGAUUCAAUGGGUUUCUUCUAAUUCGAUCAAUUCGAAUCAAACUCUUAGUUUUGAAUACUUAAAUCGUCAAUUAGUUUGGGAAUCCAUCACAGACUUUAUUAUCUUCAUCUUACCAUUUAUAAAUCUCAAAAGAACCAAACUAAGGAUCCUUCAAAUCCAAUCCAAGCUUUCCAAAUUCCUAAAAUCCAACCUAUCUCUCCGACCAAACCCAAACCCAACCCCAACACCGACUUCAUCUCUCACAAACCCAAACCAAGUAUCUAAACCCAAACAAACACCAUACCAAUCUUUACCCAAAACAACAUGUCCGAUUUGUAUUUCUAAUUCGACUCAUCAAAACCCAUUUAACAAUCCGAAUCAUCAAGUUCAUCAAUCAUUCCAACCUAAUUCAUUAAAUUUGAUUCAAACUGUCGAAUGUCAAGUGAAAGUACCUUAUGUUGUGGAUUGUUGUGAUGGUCUUUAUUGUUAUUCUUGUUUAAUUAAUUCGAUUUUGAAACAUAGAUCUUCACAUUUAAAUCAGAAUUGGGAAUGUUGGAGGUGUGGUGAGAUUGUGAAAAGUUUAAAAAGGUUUCAUCCUUAA